This is a messenger RNA of Sodiomyces alkalinus F11, 1509 nucleotides long. Its product is annotated as Zn-dependent exopeptidase. NCBI's taxonomy places the organism in Eukaryota, Fungi, Ascomycota, Sordariomycetes, Glomerellales, Plectosphaerellaceae. Gene Ontology annotation, molecular function: metalloexopeptidase activity; aminopeptidase activity. The transcript has 3 exons. The coding region runs from base 1 to 1509 and encodes 502 amino acids. The record is from RefSeq and is a predicted model, not a curated record. Gene Ontology annotation, biological process: proteolysis.
AUGAGGAACACCGGCUCUCUCGCCUCCUUGGCCCUGGUGCUGCCCGCCCUAGUCAGCGCCUCGGCGGACUGCAAGCCGUACGUCGACUACGAGAAGCUCGAGGACCUCCUCACCCUCGACGACCUCCUCUCGGGCGCCCAGAAGCUCCAGGACUUCGCCGACGCCCACCACGGCAACCGCGUGUUUGGUAGUGGCGGCCACAACGCCACCGUCGACUACCUCUACGACUCCCUCGUGGCCACCAACUACUUCGACGUCGUCAAGCAGCCCUUCACCGAGAUCUUCGCCGACGGCGACGCCACCCUCACCAUCGAUGGCGAGACCGUCGCCGCCGGCAUCAUGACCUACACCCCCGGCGGCUCCGCCACGGGACCCCUCGUCCUCGUCCCCGGCCUGGGCUGCACCCCGGACAGCUUCCCCGCCGAGGUGGCCGGCAACGUCGCCAUGGUGAGCCGUGGCGAGUGCACUUUUGCCGCAAAGUCCGUCUCCGCCAAGGCUGCGGGUGCCCUGGGCCUCAUCAUCUUCAAUAACGUCGCCGGCACGCUGAGCGGCACGCUGGGCGAGGCUUUCGGCGAGUACGCCCCCGUCGUGGGCAUCAGCAUGGAGGAUGGCCAGGCCAUCAUUGCGAAACUUGAGGCGGGCGAGGUCACUGUCGAUCUCCAGAUUGAUGCUGUCGUUGAGGAGCGCGUCAACUUUAACGUCAUUGCUGAGACGAAGGGGGGCGACCACGACAAUGUUCUCGUUUUGGGCGGUCACUCUGACUCGGUGUCUGCCGGUCCUGGUAUCAACGACGACGGCUCCGGCAUCAUUGGCGUGCUGAACGUGGCCCUGGCCCUCACCCACUUCCGCGUCAAGAACGCCGUCCGCUUCGCCUUCUGGGGUGCCGAGGAGUAUGGCCUGCUGGGCUCGUACUACUACAUGAGGCAGCUGAACCAGUCGGACGUUGAGCUGUCCAAGAUCCGCGCCUACCUCAACUUUGACAUGAUCGCCAGCCCCAACUACAUCUUCGGCAUCUACGACGGCGACGGCGGCGCCUUCAACCUGACCGGCCCCCCCGGCUCCGACGUCCUGGAGCGCGACUUCGAGGAGUUCUACGACAGCGUGGGCCUGCCGCACGUGCCGACCGAGUUCAGCGGGCGGUCCGACUACGCGGCCUUCAUCGAGAACGGCAUCCCCUCGGGCGGCCUCUUCACGGGCGCCGAGCAGCCCAAGACGGCCGAAGAGGCGGCGCUCUUCGGCGGCCAGGCCGGCGUCGCCUACGACCCCAACUAUCACCUCAUCGGCGACGACAUCAACAACCUCGACCACGACGCCUUCUACGUCAACACCCUCAGCAUCGCCAACUCGGUCGCCAAGUACGCCAUCAGCUUCGACUCGCUCGAGCCCGUCGACCUUGCCAGGCGCUAUGCGGCCGCUGAGCGGGCUCGCCUGUUCAAGAGGACUGGUGUCUCUGCCCAUGGCCACUCGCACUCCCACUCUGGUCCUUGCGGUGGCGGUGCCAAGAAGUAA